UCGGUGCCGUCGCUGCGGCCGAAUGUACGAGGCGGGCGCCGACGAGGCCUGCGUCUACCACCCGGGGAAGUUCCACGGCGGCCAUCUGAUCCUCUCCAAUCGCUGGUCGUGCUGCCACUCUGAAGUCGAGCGCAGUGAGGGCUGCCGCACUGCAGCGCUGCACCUCCAGUGCGCGGCGACUGAGGCCGCUCUCGACCAGGCCGGUGGCAGCGCGGGCCUGCGCCGGCGAGGCUCCACUGACGUGCCCGUUGCCAAGGGCGUGCCAAUCGUCGAGGGGCGGCCCUGCCCGACGGGCGCGCCCGACGACGCCGCCGUGUACAUUGUGUCGGUGGCGGACACGCUCUCCAGCAUCGCGCUGCGGCACCGGAUGACUGUCGGGCAGCUGAAGCGCUGGAACAAGAUGCUCUCGCCGAGCGUCUACGCCGGCCAGCGCCUCUACGUCGCGCCAGCCCCGCCCCCAACGCCAGAGGCGGAGAGGGCCGAGGCGCUGCGACUGGUGUGCCGGCGCGGCGGCGUUGGGCUCGCGGAGGCGGCGUAUUACCUCGAUGAGUGUGGAGGCGCCGUAGAGGCCAUCGCUGCGCUGAAGGCCGAUGGCGAGGAGGCCGCCGCCCGGCUGCCGCCCGCGCGAGAAUAGAGCGCAGGUCGAUUGUGAGAUGUGAGCGUCGGCGAUGCGGUGCGAGAUUGUGUCGAGUGCUUGGCGUUGGAUGGAAAUGAGUGCCAACCAUCCAUGUAC
This is a messenger RNA of Emiliania huxleyi CCMP1516, 733 nucleotides long. RefSeq lists its product as hypothetical. Lineage: Eukaryota; Haptophyta; Isochrysidales; Noelaerhabdaceae. The transcript has a single exon. The record is from RefSeq and is a predicted model, not a curated record. Bases 23 to 634 code for a protein of 203 amino acids.